This is a messenger RNA of Adineta ricciae, 1011 nucleotides long. The record is from the annotation of a GenBank genome assembly. NCBI's taxonomy places the organism in Eukaryota, Metazoa, Rotifera, Eurotatoria, Adinetida, Adinetidae.
AUGAGCGAGCCGGCAUCGAAACCAAGUCCGUUCUAUUACGCUUGUAGAGCAAAUGACUUCGAUUCGGUCGAACGAUUACUACGAAAACAUACAUUGGAAGAACUCGAUCGAAUGGAACCCAAUGACAGUACACCAUUACAUGUUGCAUGUUUUCAUAAUUCAGUCGGUGUCGUUGUUUUAUUACUACAACGUGGUUUCACACGGCGUAUUUUGAAUAAAUAUGAUAAAACUCCAUACGAAGAGAUCAGCAAUGAAAACAAACAUUUGUUUCAUCGAGAUUUUUCAACGCAUCGCUUUGGAGGAAGAAUUUCUAUCGAAGAAGAAUUAUCGAUUUGGGUUCGACCAGACGUGAAUCUAAAGAAUAUUCCAGCUGAUUAUCUUCAAGGUAAUCGAUUAAAAUAUGGCGCUUUGCAUAUAGAUCGAAUAUGCACACAACUACGUCCUAUGAUCAAUCUUGACGUUAUUCGACGUUUUCUUCGUCAAGCUGUCGAAGAAAAAGAUUGCAUUCACUUAAUCCAAGCGUAUACAGCCGAAACAGACUUUUACAAACGUGUCAAUCAUUAUCUUUUGUCAAGAAAUGAAGAUAAUCCUCUAUUAGAGUUCGUACAAACAAUCUAUUUCAAUCGCGAAUUACACGAAACAUAUUCGUACAAAGAUUAUUGUUAUCGAAGUGUUUGUCUCAAUGCUCUCGACGACCUUAACGUAUUUAAAAAAGGAAGUAGAAUUUCGAAUCGAACAUUUCUUUGCACGACGCAAGAACGAACAAUUGCUGAAGAAUAUAUUCGUAAAUGUAACACCGCCGAUCAACAUGUUGUGAUGAUGAUAUUUCGAAUUCGUCAUUCUUAUACCGCAUUAGAUGUUCAAUAUAUUUCCGAAUUUCCACAUGAAAAAGAGAUUUUAAUUAUGUUCGAUAGCGUAUUUGAAGUCACUGAUAUCAUUCAAAACGACAAUGCAAAUUCUGAGAUUCAUCUGACAGAAAUCAAACCUACCUAUCGAUUCAUUAAUAAAUAG